Molecule: messenger RNA, 1071 nt
Organism: Pseudocercospora fijiensis CIRAD86
Lineage: Eukaryota; Fungi; Ascomycota; Dothideomycetes; Mycosphaerellales; Mycosphaerellaceae
Exons: 1
Molecular function (GO): oxidoreductase activity, acting on paired donors, with incorporation or reduction of molecular oxygen; iron ion binding; heme binding
Source: RefSeq, a predicted model, not a curated record
GAUACAGGCGACAGGAAUGUCUUGGGUCUUUGGAGCUGGAUCAGAGAGCAUCUAUCACAGUCAGCACUUCAGGCAUUUUACGGUUUAGACAGCCCUGUCACUGCGGACUCAGCGCUUAUGAAGGACUUUUGGAUUUGGGAAGAGAACAUUCAAGUGCUUAUGAUGAGCCCUGCACCCUCAAUCCUCGCUCGAGAUGCGUUUUUGGCAAGAGAGAGAUGGUUACGAGCUUGGGAAAAAUAUGUGCAGCAGGGACGCUACAAAGGCGCUUCUAAGUUCAUACAAGAUCGAGUGGCUCUUCACAUGAAGGAGUUUGAUCUCACAGAGGAAGCCUACGGUCGAGUGGAGUCCGGAACACCGCAUGCACUGUUGGUGAAUAUGGUUCCGUCCUCUUUCUGGUUCAUCAGCUACAUCUUCCAAGACCCGACACUGCUGGCCGAAAUCCGGCAAGAGAUCGAUCGAUGCAUCGCGAAGAACGGCAGCCGGUAUGAACUCAACGUUUCCAAGCUUCGAACAUCAUGUCCGCUGUUCGGGAGCACUUUCAAAGAGACACUACGUAUCGUGGCACCACUCCACACGAACCGAGUCAUCGCAGAGGACACUCUCGUCACUCAUCCUGGCACCGGGCAGACGUGCUUACUGAAGAAAGGCGCUACGAUUCAAUACGCCUCGACCUUGAUCCACAAGAAUGAAAGUGUUUGGGGAGAAGAUGCGAAUUCAUUCCAAGCACGUCGAUUCUUGCCCAUGUUUGAGAAGAGUAUGGAAGGCAGAGGCAUGGACCCAGCGACUUCGUAUCGAGAUGGAGGUGGGAGAGUGCAUACCGGUUCAUUCCGAUCGUUUGGUGGUGGAUUCAAUGUCUGUCCCGGACGGCAUUUCGCAGAAGCGGAGGUACAAGGCAUCGCUGCGUUAUUUUGCGCAGCGUUUGAUAUGCAUGGCAAAGAUGGUCAAGCGUUCGCUACGCCACCUGUGGAAAAGGCGAACGGGUUUCUCUUCACUGCCGCAGUCAAGCCAGCUCAUGAUGUACAAGUCAGGCUGGCCAGAAGGAAAGGAUAUGUAGGUGUCCAGUGGCAAUUA